ACUUUUUAGCAUGACGUCAUGUCAGCCAAAUUUACUAGCGCCAUCUCUGGAGAGCAUCUUUCGAAACCUCCAGACGAUAGAGAGAGCCGUCCGAGGCUGGUCGUGUUUUGAGGACUGCUCCUCUGGCUGGCAAUCCUUCCGGUAAAGUCUCGUCACCAUGCCCUCUGAGGCGCCCACGCCGCCUCCACCGGCGGCUACGCCGGAGCUGGCCCUCUCCCUGCUCGAGUACACUGCCUCGCUCAACAUUGACUCGCUACCCGCCGACCACCGCAAGACGGGCAUCGUCUGCACCAUUGGACCCGUCUCCCGCUCCGUGGAGAAGCUGGUUGAGUUGAUGGAGACGGGGAUGAACAUAGCGAGGAUGAACUUCUCUCACGGAACGCAUGAGUAUCACGCUGAGACUAUGGAGAAUGUAAGGAAGGCGGCGGAGGUUCUCAGUCAGAAGGCUGGACGGCCGGUGCCGAUCGGGAUUGCGCUGGAUACGAAAGGACCGGAGAUCCGCACGGGUCUUCUGGAAGGGGGUGCAUCAGCGGAGGUGGAGCUGGUCGCUGGGAAGAUGAUCAAACUAACCACAGACAAGGCGGCGUAUGAAAAAUGCACCGCGGAGUUGCUGUAUGUCGAUUAUGUCAACAUCACUAAAGUCCUACCUGUCGGGCGAAGGGUCUAUGUCGACGAUGGACUAAUCUCUCUGAUUGCUCGCGAGAUCGGACCCGACUUUGUCCUCUGCGAGAUCGAGAACGGCGGCAUGCUGGGCUCCAAGAAGGGCGUCAACCUGCCCGGCACGCCAGUCGACCUGCCUGCCGUCUCUGAGAAGGACCGUGGCGACCUUCUGCUUGGUGUUGAACAGGGAGUUGACAUGGUGUUCGCUUCCUUCAUCCGCGACGCAGCCGGCGUGCGGGAGAUCCGCAAGGUCCUCGGCGAGAAGGGCAAAGAUAUCAAGAUCAUCUCAAAGAUCGAGAAUCAUCAAGGAAUCCUCAACAUGGAUGAAAUCAUCGCCGAGUCCGAUGGUGUCAUGGUCGCCCGUGGUGACAUGGGUAUCGAGAUCCCCGCAGAGAAGGUGUUUGUCGCCCAGAAGGCUCUCAUCUCUCGCUGCAACAUGGCCGGCAAGCCGGUCAUCUGCGCCACUCAGAUGCUGGAGUCCAUGGUGAAGAAGCCCCGCCCGACUCGUGCUGAGGUGUCUGACGUAGCCAACGCAGUUCUGGACGGCUCUGACUGUGUCAUGCUCAGCGGUGAGACAGCCAAGGGCGACUACCCGCUCCAGUGUGUCUCCAUGAUGGACCGGUGCUGCCGUGAGGCGGAGGCCACGGUCUGGCACCAGGCCUUCUAUAACGACGUGGCUCGUACGGUGGACGUCGCUGACCAUCUGUGCUCGGUGGCGUUUGCGUCGGUAGGGGCGGCGCUGAAGAUGAGGGCGGCGGCUAUCGUGGUGCUGACCACCACCGGAAAGUCGGCGCACAUGCUGUCUAAGUUCCGUCCGCCGUGUCCGAUCAUCGCCGUGACACGGUUCCCUCAGGUGGCCCGCCAGUGUCACCUGCACCGCGGCAUCAUCCCCCUGAUCCACACCGCCGAGCGGGUGGCCGACUGGCUACAGGAUGUCGAGAUUCGCGUCCAGUACGCCGUCAACCACGGAAAGGAUAGGAAGUUUGUGCGAGAUGGUGACCCACUGGUGAUUGUUACGGGUUGGAAGUCGGGAGCGGGAUUUACCAACACGAUGAGGGUUAUCUACGCCUAGAGGAUGACGUGGUUAUGAAGGGUGAGUUGGUGUGGUUGAAAAGAUGUUGGUGGAUUUCGUGUUUAGGGGAUUUGGGAACUGUUGUAGAAUGGGAAGUUUGGCCUAGAUGUUGGUGAGGGAGGGAGACAACUGUUAGAGAGGUGAUAAGUUGUUGAGUUUGAUGAACUUGCGUCUGUUAGAGUCUGAGGUUAGUGAUAGGUCGGCUAGUGGUAGCGGUAGUUGGAAGAGUCUGAAGUCCCACUCUGGGCUGUGGAUGCGAAGAGUACGUCAAAGUCACAAUCGCAGUCAGAAUCCCUCCUUCGCCCCUCAGAGGCAUGUUAGGUAUACCACAGGGUACGGAAACCAACCAGCCAAAGAAACACUGCGUGAUCGACAAUGCGCUAGCAUUAACUUACUCCGUCACAAGCACUGUUGAAUGCGGCACGCUUCUUAUGUGUGUAUGCAAGCAGUUGUAAGUCUUUCCCGCUAGGUCUUUGUAGGCCUGUGUGCAAAGCCCAGUCGUUAAUGCCAUGUGUGAUGGGCUAGACAUCGCUUCCCUGUAAGAUGUUGUGCUUAGGCUGUUUGUUGCGGAUACUUGUUGUAGCUCUCACUAGCUUGUUGUCAGCUGUCAAAUCACGUCGCUUCACUGGCAACAUGAUUUGACGCUCCUAACGCUUGUUGGUUGUGAAAGAUGUUAGGUCGGACUACUUUAACCUUGUCGUGAACGCCCGUCGGCGAAUGGAGGCACUGGGCUGUUGCGAGGCGGUAUAGAAUGCAUCCGGAUCGGUUACCAGCUGCGAACUGAGCUUAUCAUUGUGAACGACCCCCAGUACCCCUGGAUGUGCUGCCGAGUCUGAAAUCAGACCUCGACCGUGUUGCUAACCACCCGAUCUGCAGAACUCGCUAACUGGUAUCCUUUGUUUUGCCGGGCCUGAAUGCUACCGUACGGUCUUGUGACCCACAAUCUUUGGCCAGUGUCAUCAGUUUGACGAGAAUAUCUCACCAGGUUGGCCCUAUCUAUUUGUUAACAGUUUAGAUCUGCGAUUAUUCGCAGCACGAACGCUAUUAUUGGUCGCCGUAGUACUGGCGAAGGAUAGUUUUGUUUGACCAUAUUUGCUAAAUUAUGUAUGUGUUCUCUCAUGUUGAAAUGUUUUUUCCUAAGCAGCUAAUUCUUUCGUUCUUGAUUCACGAUUUCGUUUCGGUAUGUGAUGUCACCAAAGAUUUGUGUUAUCCGACCAUGGAUUAUCCGUGGGCCUAAAUGGUCUGUCCCAUUUGGCCCCACCUGAUAAACUAGUCACUCCCGAACCGUAACAAUGUAACCCCUCAGGUUUGUUUCGAGUCCAUGGCAUCCAGAUAUGGAAAGAGGUUCCCCGCGCUCUGUUGAAUCAAUAAAUGUUAGCUCGAUA
Molecule: messenger RNA, 3117 nt
Organism: Amphibalanus amphitrite
Lineage: Eukaryota; Metazoa; Arthropoda; Thecostraca; Balanomorpha; Balanidae
Product: pyruvate kinase-like
Exons: 3
Coding region: 158-1732 (524 amino acids)
Biological process (GO): glycolytic process
Cellular component (GO): cytoplasm
Molecular function (GO): magnesium ion binding; pyruvate kinase activity; potassium ion binding
Source: RefSeq, a predicted model, not a curated record